UUCUAUAGGCAAAAAUUUUUUUAAUAAUAAUCAUAUAUAUAUUUCGUUCCUUGCAGUUAUGCUAGAAGCAGGAGCUAAGGAUGUUUAUAUGCAAGACUUCAUGAAGGCGGUGAAGGUCGGAAUGAAGGAAGUAACCCAAAUUGUUUUGCCAUUGAAGAAGUUUGUUGAACGACAUGGUAAACCCAAACGGGUCAUUGAAGAACAGUGUCUGCCAUCAGAGGAAAUGAUCGAGACGGCAAGAAGUGAAGUGCUCGAAAGAGUCACUGAUAUUAUGAUGGAUUGGAACCACGAUAAGGUUUCCAGAGACAAAGCCAUCUCUGUGGUUCGGGAUGAGGCUCUGCAGAAAUUAACGUCUAAGUUUCCAGAAGCGCAGAGCAAUCUUUUGGUGGACGCUAUCAAUGGAAUCGUAAAAGACGCGUUUCGUCGUCUCGUCUUGGAAAAGGAAGAGCGUAUGGACGGGCGAAGGCUUACCGAUAUUCGUCCAAUUUUCUGUGACGUGAACCUUCUACAACCAUUACACGGGUCGGCCUUAUUUCAGAGAGGCCAAACUCAGGUUAUGUGCACUGUAACGUUCGAUUCACCUGAUAGUGCAUUACGGAUGAGGGAUCCUGUCUCACAGCUCCUUGAUGGCUAUAAGGAGAAAAAUUUUAUGCUUCACUACGAGUUCCCUUCAUACGCAACAAAUGAGAUUAAACACAGUUCGCAGGCCGGCCGGCGUGAACUUGGACAUGGAAAUCUUGCUGAACGUGCGCUCGUACCUGUAAUUCCAAAAGACUUUCCCUUUACUAUUCGACUCACCUCAGAGGUGUUCGAGUCGAACGGAUCAUCGAGUAUGGCUUCAGUUUGCGGCGGUACACUUGCUCUACUUGAUGCAGGGGUUAAGCUGAAAGCCCCUGUGGCCGGAGUUGCCAUGGGUCUCGUGUCCGUACCGGACCCUGAAAAUCCAAAACAACUCAAGGACUAUAAGAUACUUACAGAUAUUCUCGGUAUUGAAGACUUCCUAGGGGAAAUGGACUUCAAACUGGCCGGGACUGCGAAAGGGAUAACCGCGCUACAAGCAGACAUAAAAAUUCCUGGAAUGCCACUUAAAGUUGUUAUGGAAACGAUAGUACAAGGGUUUUUGGCAAAAACGCACAUUCUCAAGGUGAUGAGUGAGGCAAUGGACAAGGCGCGCGAUGACCCUAAAGACAACUGGCCAGUAGUCGAGAAGUUUGACGUUCCAGUUCAUAAGAGAAGUGAAUUCAUUGGAAUUGGCGGUCGUAAUUUAAAACGGAUCACAGCAGAGACUGGAGUCACACUCAUCCCUCUCGACAACAGUUCGUUUGAUGUGUUUGCACCUAAUCAGACCGCGCUGUCCGAAGCCAAGGAGUUGAUGACGUCAAUAUUGAUGUCUACAGGAAAGGAACCUACGCUAGAUUUUGGUGGGGUUUAUUCAGCGCGAAUUGUUGAAAUUCGAGAAAGUGGAGUAAUGGUUCAACUUUAUCCUUCGAUGCAUCCCACGCUACUUCCGAACUCGCAGCUUGACCAGCGUAAGGUAAGCCAUCCGUCGGUGUUGGGUUUGGAGGAAGGUCAGGAAAUCCAGGUGAAGUAUUACGGUCGUGAUCCAGUGUCCGGAGCGAUGCGACUUUCGCGAAAAGUUCUACAAGUGCCACCUUCUUCCAUAAUGAAGAAUCUAAUCCAGAAAUUAGAGUGAUAUCGAAGAAGUACUUGGUCUUAUUAUAUCAUCACGACAUUAUACUUCCAAUCUUGCAUCAAGUUCUAAAGCUUGUGAAUAUUAAUGUAAAAAAUGUGGUGCCAUUACUAAAGCAUAUAAAGUUAAUUGUACAGUUAACGAUUACUAGAAUUUAUACGCAAUUGACUACAUAUAUCGGGUGCAUAUAUUUAUU
This is a messenger RNA of Varroa destructor (honeybee mite), 1886 nucleotides long. RefSeq names its product polyribonucleotide nucleotidyltransferase 1 (gene PNPase). Gene Ontology annotation, molecular function: RNA binding; 3'-5'-RNA exonuclease activity; polyribonucleotide nucleotidyltransferase activity. Lineage: Eukaryota; Metazoa; Arthropoda; Arachnida; Mesostigmata; Varroidae. The record is from RefSeq and is a predicted model, not a curated record. Gene Ontology annotation, biological process: mitochondrial RNA 3'-end processing; mitochondrial mRNA catabolic process. Gene Ontology annotation, cellular component: cytosol; mitochondrion.